CAGUUUCAUUGGCUAAAAAGAUCGGUCGCUUAGUUCGACCACUGAUUGGUCUCUGUCAGUCGCGUGCACAUGUCGUUUACAUCGAAUCGGAGAGUGAGUUUGUGAAUCAGCACAAAGCUGAGAAAAUAGAUGACAUUCACUCAGUUUAGCGUUUUAAUUCGGAAACAUUAAACCUCCAUUCACCAGGAUGGAUGCGCUCCUUUCCUUUAUCUUCCACUCGGAGGAAGACGAGUUGUUCGUUUUGGACUGCAUGGCUUACUUCAUGGUUUUUAUGGCAGUCUGCACUUUCGUUAGCUUGCUUUUUGAAAACGUCCCAUACGGACGAUAUGCUACGAGUAAAUAUGGAUUUCCAGUUAACGUUAAGUUCGCCUGGUUCGUUCAGGAGCUGCCCUCGCUGUUGUUGCCUGUGUGUCUGGUGGUUUGGACAUCCUCCGCCAAAACGUCCCGACUACCAAACCAGCUUCUUAUUAUGAUGUUUCUUUGCCACUACAUCCAGAGGGCCCUCAUUUAUCCAUUUUUAAUCAGAGGCGGGAAAGCUACACCGUUCCUCUCCUUUUUCCUGGCCUUUAUUUUCUGCAUCUAUAAUGGCUAUAUGCAAGUCAGGUACCUGAGCCAUUAUGCUGAGUACCCUGCAUACUGGGUUACACAUCCAAGCUUCAUCAUUGGGUCUGUGUUGUGGUUGGCCGGCUGGCUGAUAAAUUUACACUCUGACCACAUCCUGAGGAACCUGAGAAAGCCUGGGGAGACUGGUUACAAGAUUCCCAGAGGUGGAAUGUUUGAAUAUGUUUCCGGGGCCAACUUCCUAGGCGAGAUAAUGGAGUGGGCUGGCUUCGCUCUGGCUGGCCACUCUGUUCACAGCGCAGCUUUCGCCAUCUUUACAGCAGUGGUCCUCGCCAGCAGGGCUGUGGCCCACCACAAAUGGUACGUUAAUAAGUUUGAAGACUAUCCUAAAAAGAGGAAAGCAUUGAUUCCCUUUCUUUUCUAGAAGCUCAAAAAGGUAUUGGCUUAGUGUGGCUGAGAAGAAAAUUCUUUUUUUCUUACAUUGACUGACACACCAGUUGCAUUCUUAAAUAAAUGAAGAACCUCAGCAACCGUGGACUAAAUGAGCUGGAAGCGUUGUAUUUGCAGCAGAGACAACAUCAAGCAAUGCUCCAGAAGAAAUUAGAAAGCCAAUAAAAUAUACCUCAGUACUAAAACAUUGGAUUUAUACACUCUGCACCAGCAAGCAACAGCUUUAAGACUCUCCUCUGAUCCACACACUUUCCCAGGUGGAGCACAAACUUCGAAAUUCAAGACAGACAUUUAAAUUUUCAUUAAUCCUCGAGGCUCAUCUGUUGCAAAUCUCCUUAACAUCCAUCCAGAUUAGACAGACAAGGUGUCUUGAAUUAAGUGCAGCCUGGCUUUCCUGCUGCAUUUCGUUCUCAUGCCUCAUAUAUUUUCUUUUUCUACUGACCUCAUCAUCUCACUUUGGAACAAAGGUAACUUUAACUAACCCUAACCCAAAGCUGAGACUCCUGUCUCAGGGCUGUCCUCGGCCAGAGAGCUACAGGGAAAUCGUUGAAGAGUGCCUCAAUAAUUCACUCAAGCCUGAAAUGAGGAGAUGAGAGCUGGCAACACACGUUACUUCUGUCAGGAUUUCUAAGAAACUGUAACAAAGAAAAGAGGAAGAAAUUGCAGAGAAAAAUCUUGAUGACAUGUCAGAGCUGCAGCAUUACUGACACUGAAUGGAUGAUGAUGUGCAAGGCUUAAAUAGGCAGAGGGAUGUUUUUUUUUUAAUUGUUAAUGUUACCAUGAGCCAGAAACUCUUGUCUAUGUGGGUGUGGACUUUUACUGAAUGUCUGAAUAUUUUAAUCUGCCUUGAUGUCAGUGUUUCUUAAUAAUUUUAGAUUUUAAAGAAGUGCAACUAUCGUGUUGUUUAAAUGUGUUUCUAAUUGAACUCAUGCACAGGUUAACUGGCAUUGAUUUACACUCAUGUAAAGCUUGACAACUGAACCAUGUAAGUUGCUCCUGUGACUCCUCACUUCUCCCUUCCUUAGAGGAGGCCAUUUUUCAGCACCAGGUUUUCUCAUUAACAACAGUGUCAUUAAUAAAUAAUAGAAGUGCUGCA
Molecule: messenger RNA, 2107 nt
Organism: Melanotaenia boesemani (Boeseman's rainbowfish)
Lineage: Eukaryota; Metazoa; Chordata; Actinopteri; Atheriniformes; Melanotaeniidae
Gene: srd5a1
Product: steroid-5-alpha-reductase, alpha polypeptide 1 (3-oxo-5 alpha-steroid delta 4-dehydrogenase alpha 1)
Exons: 5
Coding region: 188-985 (265 amino acids)
Biological process (GO): steroid biosynthetic process
Cellular component (GO): membrane
Molecular function (GO): 3-oxo-5-alpha-steroid 4-dehydrogenase activity
Source: RefSeq, a predicted model, not a curated record